AUGACUAUUCAUUAUGCCCAUGCAACAUUUUGGCGAAAUUUUCGACAUUGCCUCAUAUUGUGCAUCUACGUAAUUGUAACGUCGCGACUUUCGUUAGCCAGAUGCGGGACAUCUUCUGAUGGUGAUCGGCAGCCUGAGGACAAACUCGGGGAAUUCGAGUUGGACGGAUAUAGGUAUCGGCCUCGUGGUAGAAUAAGUUGGGUUGUCGCCGAUGAAGAAGGAUCCGGAAGCGGUGGAUGCAAUAGUUUAUGUAUUAUAGCAGUAACAUUGAGCAUAAUCGUUCUAAUCUCAUUAAUUAUCAUGUGCAUCGUGUGUAUCCGGAAGAGUCGGGAGAAAGUCGACGUGGGUCAAAGAGCAAUAAAAACGGAAACCCCUCCACGUUCAUCCAUAAUUAAUUAUCUCCCAAGAUUUCUGCAGGGGAGUUCGAGAACGAAGGUCACAUCGAGUCCUCCUGAGACAGACACCGCAAACGAUGAAGCUGACAAUUUUUCGAUACAAUAUCCUCCACUAAAUGACACACCCACGACCGAAGAGAUAACGGAGAUUCGACGUCUUGGUGGUGCCAAAGCGUGGGAAUGGGUUCUCGAAGAACAAUUCUUGGCACAGCAAGUUGUUUCAUUGGAAAAAGAGAGGAAUAUUUUGAGAUUCCAAAAGAGACAAAUUGUGAUGGUACAGACAAAUUAUCCCUGUUUUGUUCCAAAAGCUGAAGGGGAUGUUUUAUAUCAGCUUCCUUUUGAAGUACCCAAAUCAGCAGUAGAGAGGGGAGGUCAGGUGUUGCAUUAUUUUGAGAUUACAGUUAUAGAAAAUCCUGAAGGUAGUGAUACUAAUAUAGCAAUUGGUUUGGCUACGAAGCCCUAUCCUUCGUACAGAUUGCCCGGAUGGAAUAUACAUUCUGUUAGUUAUAAUUCCAUCGAUGGUAGAAAGUUUAAUGAUUCCAUUGGCCAAAAGUAUGCGGAUGCGUGGGACACGGGAGACACCAUAGGCUGUGGGUAUACACCUGAUGUUGGUAAUGUGUUUUUUACGAAGAACGGAAAAUUCCUCGGAAAUGCUUUCUUGAGAUUGUUUCACAUAUGGUAUCCGACCGUUGGAGCGACGGGGCCCUGUACUCUGAAGAUAAAUUUUGGAGAUGAUCAUGAAAGCAAAUUUUCAUAUGAAAGCGCCAGAGGUUAUGGGCCGGGAGGUCCUUUGUUAAUGUCGGAAAGACGUCGGAGGUUGAGUCGUCGUCACAGUAGUGGUAUAUUUAAUAAUAUUAGUACGGGCGAAAGCGCUUAA
This is a messenger RNA of Acaulospora morrowiae, 1272 nucleotides long. Lineage: Eukaryota; Fungi; Glomeromycota; Glomeromycetes; Diversisporales; Acaulosporaceae. The record is from the annotation of a GenBank genome assembly.